Molecule: messenger RNA, 1388 nt
Organism: Plasmodium vivax (malaria parasite P. vivax)
Lineage: Eukaryota; Apicomplexa; Aconoidasida; Haemosporida; Plasmodiidae
Product: 60S ribosomal protein L18, putative
Exons: 3
Coding region: 524-1087 (187 amino acids)
Biological process (GO): translation
Cellular component (GO): cytosolic large ribosomal subunit; ribosome
Molecular function (GO): RNA binding; structural constituent of ribosome
Source: RefSeq, a predicted model, not a curated record
AUUGCUAAAAUUGCACAGAAAAACACCCAUCACUCAGGGGGAGGCAUACAAACGUAGCGCAUACCGCCUUAUACGUGCGAAAAUACCCCUUUCGAAUUUAAAAAAAAAUAUAUGAAUGGCAAAGAAGCCAUGUGAUGUGACCAGAUAAAGCGAACGCAUUUUUAUCUUCUUUACUCCAUCUUAAAAAAUCGAAAUAAACUCCGGGCAAACAAUUAGCAAAUUUAUUUUUGCGAAAAAGAAAAAAAAACAUUUCAUAUUUAAUUUAUAUUUUACAUCACACUGGAGUUUAUAUCACCCCUCGCGCUUUUUUAUUUAUAAGAAAUACCCUUUCAAUUCGUAUAUUUUUUUUUUUUUACAUCCCAUUUCAUGUUUUUUUAAGAUUGCGCAUAAUCUGUUGCUCUGUGAUUUUAUACUUUAAAGCCGCGCGCGAGGAAUUUUUCUUUUCCGAGGAACUUUUGCUUCCCCCUCCCCUCCAGGGUUAUCUCAUUUAUAAAUAUUUUUUUUUUUUUUUUUACUGAAAAAUAUGGCUAUCGCACUUAAAAAUGUUGGUAGAAUAAAAAAACAUGGAAGGAAAAACCUGGUGUCGAAAAACCCGUACCUGAGGUUGCUCGUGAAGCUAUACCGUUUUCUUGCCAGAAGAACGAACGCCAAUUUUAACAAAAUAAUUGCCAAAAGACUUAUCAUGCCAAAGCGCUUCAGACCCCCCUUGUCGCUCUCCAAGUUGCAUCGCCACAUGGCCAGCUACGAGGACAGCGUAGCAGUCGUCGUUGGAUCAAUAACGGAUGAUAAGAGGCUGUACGAUUGCAAAAAGUUAAAAGUGUGCGCUCUCAGGUUUACCGAAACGGCUAGAAAACGAAUUUUGGAUGCCGGGGGAGAAUGCCUAACGUUCGAUCAGCUAGCUUUGAAAUACCCCACGGGACAGAAGUGUAUACUUUUAAGAGGUCCCACCAAGGCCAGAACGGCUGAGAAGCAUUUCGGUAAAGCCCCAGGCAGACCUAAAUCGAAGGCCAGACCAUACGUCCGCUCCAAGGGAAGAAAAUUUGAAAAGGCACGAGGAAGAAGAAAGUCUAGAGCGUACAAGAAAUGAUCCAUUCAUUAGUCCCUUUGUGAGUAAAACUGCAAGUAGAGCAUUCCAUUUUUCUGUGAUGUACAUAUAUGUAAUUGUGUGUAUGCGUCUACAUAUGUAUGCGUUGUUAUGUGUGCACAUACGCAUGCGUUGUUAUGUGAGCACAUACGCAAGCGUUCCUGUGUGCCCACAUGCAUAACGGCCCACAUAUGUAUAGUAUAUAUACACCUUUUUUUAAUGCAUUUACCAUCCCAUUUUCCUACGUUAUGUAACUUUUUUACACUUUUAACUUCAUAAUUCAAUUGAAAAAAUUAUGUAUAAG